UCUCCACAGGAGCGGUCCUCCUCCUCUCCUAUCAGAGACACACGUUCACACAUGCACACAUCCACACACACUCACACACAUCCACACACACACUCCGUCCAGUCCAAACCCCCAGAAAAGCCCUGCUGAAUCCUCACACCGUCUGUCAGCAUGGGGAGCGCUUGUUUUUCCCGGGACGUUUGUUUGUUUAUCCUCCUCAUAAAUACUUGCAGGGUGAUGGGGAAUGUCGGACUCGCAGAUGCAGAUGAGUGCGCAGAGGGUUCAGACGACUGCCACAUUGACGCUCUCUGCCAGAACACCGCCAAGUCCUACAACUGCAUCUGCAAGCCAGGCUACAAGGGAGAUGGCAAGCAGUGCGAGGACAUGGACGAAUGUGAGAAUGACUACAAUGGAGGCUGUGUCCACGAAUGCAUCAACAUACCAGGCAACUAUAGAUGCACCUGCUACGAUGGAUUCAUGCUGGCCCAUGAUGGACACAACUGUCUAGACGUGGACGAGUGUCUGGACAACAACGGUGGAUGCCAGCAAGUGUGUGUCAACACUAUGGGGAGCUACGAGUGUCAGUGCACGAACGGCUUCUUCCUCAGUGACAACCAGCAUACCUGCAUCCACCGCUCUGAUGAUGGAAUGAACUGCAUGAACAAGGACCAUGGCUGUGCCCACAUCUGCAGAGAGGCUCCAGGCAAAGGUGGAGUGUCGUGCGAGUGCCGACCUGGCUUUGAGCUAGCCAAAAACCAGAAGGACUGUACAUUGACGUGUAACUAUGGAAAUGGCGGCUGCCAGCACACAUGUGAUGAUACGGACACGGGACCGGUGUGUGGCUGCCACCAGAAGUACGCUCUGCACUCAGACAGCAAGACCUGCAUUGAGAAAGAUGAGGCUGCAAUUGAGAGCUCUGAGUUCAAUGCCACGUCAGUAGCUGAUGUGGACAAGCGGGUGAAACGGCGGCUACUUAUGGAGACCUGUGCUGUGAACAAUGGCGGUUGCGACAGGACAUGUAAAGACACAGCCACAGGGGUGCGCUGCAGCUGCCCUGUGGGGUUCACCCUGCAGCCCGAUGGAAAAACCUGCAAAGACAUCGAUGAAUGCCUGGAGAACAACGGAGGCUGUGAUCACUACUGUCGAAACACAGUAGGUUCCUUCGAAUGCAGCUGUCAAAAAGGCCAUAAGCUUCUCACAGAUGAACGGACAUGUCAAGACAUUGAUGAGUGCUCCUUUGAGAGAACCUGUGACCACACCUGCAUCAACUACCCUGGCAGUUUUGAGUGCUUGUGCAACAAAGGAUACAUCCUAUACGGCCUCACUCACUGUGGAGAUAUCGAUGAGUGCAGCAUCAAUAAUGGGAGCUGUGAGCACGGCUGCAUAAACACUCAGGGCAGCUAUGAGUGUGUGUGUCCACCAGGACAGAAACUCCACUGGAACAAGAAAGACUGCAUUGAGGCGGUGAAGUGUCUGCCCAAUGGGAAGCCAGUGCCCCGAGCCCAGCUGACCUGCACCAAGAGUGGAGGGGCUGAGGUCUGCUCGCUGUCCUGCCGCUCCAAUGCCCUCUUCCUCGCUGACUCAGAGAACAGCUACACACUGAGCUGUGGAGUGCCUGUCCAGCCUGGUAAAGCUCCUCAGAAGAGAAACGCCACCGCUGCUUUACCCACUUGUGCUGACACCCUGGCACCACCCAUCAAACAGAAGGCCAGGUUUAAGAUUAAAGAUGCCAAGUGUCACCUGAGACCCCGCAACAAGGAGAGACACAGAGAUUCAUCCAGGCAGACUCUGCAAGGAGGCCAGUUCCCCUGCACUGAUGACUGCCAGGUGACUUUUGUAAAUCUGAAGUGCGACUCAUCUAAGAAGCGCAGACGAGGACGCAAAUCUCCUUCCAAAGAGGUUUCCCACAUCACAGCUGAGUUUGAGAUGGAGAUGAAGGAGGAGGAAGUCUCAGACUCGUGUAAUGUAGACUGUGUGCGGGAGCGGAUGAAGCAGAAGCUGCAGAGCGCCAUGCGGACACUCAGGAAGUCUAUCAACAAACAGCAGUUCUAUAUCCAGUUUUCUGGGACGGAGUAUGAAGUGGCCCAGAAACCAUCCAGGGUACCAGAGGGUGCUGAGACCUGCAGUACGGGACAGGUCCUCCGAGACGGAAAGUGUGUGAGCUGUGCUGUGGGGACGUUCUACAGUGGGGAGCAGGAACAGUGUGUCCAGUGUCCUCCUGGUACAUACCAGGACACAGAAGGCCAGCUGUCCUGUGAGCCUUGUCCCAGUACUGAAGGACAGGGAAUCACUGGUGCCAAGAAUGUGUCUCAGUGUGGAGGUCAGUGUCCAGCGGGUCAGUUUUCUGCUGACGGGUUCCGCCCAUGCCAGCCCUGUCCACUGGGCUCCUACCAGCCAGAACCAGGCCGGGUUCUGUGCUUCACCUGUGGAGGAGGCCUCAUGACCAGAUAUGAAGGAUCUGUCUCCUUCAGGGACUGUGAGGCCAAAGUGCACUGUGCUCCAGGACAUUACUACAACUCCAGUACCCACCGCUGCAUCCGCUGUCCAGCAGGCACCUACCAGUCUGAGUUUGGGCAGAACUACUGCAUCACCUGCCCUGGGAACACCACCACUGACUUUGACGGUGCCACCAACGUCUCCCACUGCAAAAACCAGCUGUGUGGAGGUGAGCUGGGAGAGUACACAGGCUACAUAGAGUCUCCUAACUACCCUGGAGAUUACCCAUCCAACGUAGACUGUGUCUGGACCAUAAACCCACCACACAAGAGGCGGAUACUCAUUGUAGUGCCAGAGAUCUUCCUUCCCAUUGAAGAUGAAUGUGGAGACGUGCUGGUCAUGAGGAAGAGCGCCCUGCCCACUUCCAUCACCACCUACGAGACAUGUCAGACGUAUGAGCGACCCAUCGCCUUCACCUCUCGCUCUCGCAAGCUCUGGAUCCAGUUUAAGUCCAAUGAGGGCAACAGUGGCAAAGGUUUCCAAGUUCCGUAUGUCACCUAUGAUGAGGACUACCAGCAGUUGAUAGAGGACAUAGUACGAGACGGCAGGCUUUACGCCUCUGAGAAUCACCAGGAGAUCCUGAAGGACAAGAAGCUGAUAAAAGCCCUGUUUGAUGUGCUGGCGCACCCCCAGAACUACUUCAGAUACACGGCACAGGAGUCCAAAGAGAUGUUCCCUCGCUCCUUCAUCAAGCUGCUUCGCUCCAAAGUCACCAGGUUCCUGCGACCGUACAAAUAGACGGGGCAACUCCACAGUCCUGUUAAAGACCCCCACCAUCCUGCAUCAUUUUCAAGUCCAACAACCUAAAUGUAACCCUGUCUGCAUCUCCCCAGCCUCAGUCUAUACAUUGAUAUAUUCGUUCUAUGACUAAACGUCUUCUUUUCCUGCAUUUUUCCUCAGUCCUGCUUGUCACAUGAUGCCUUUCAACAUCUUGUCUCCAUCUGACUUGUAAUAUGAUAUUAUCAUUAACAGCCUCCUCUCCAAUUCGUGCAGUUUUUUUCUACAAGGUUUGAUCGAUGAGGGUUUUUGGAGGCCAGUACCAGUAUUUUAAUAAUGUAGCAGAAAUGCCCGUCCUAUACAGUAGUAAUGUAUUCUUUCCUUGAAUUUGACCAUUUUGUACCAACAGGUGACAGUAUUAUGGGUUUUUCUCUGUUUUGCUGAUAGCCCACCUGUUUGUCUGUUCAUCCACACCUCUGAUCAACACAUGGUCCUUCUGUACCUUUGGAGGAAGCCACUAGCUGUUUUACCCUUUUUGAAGUUCAUAUUUCAAGCUAAGCUAACCAGCUGCUGGCUGUAGUUUCAUUACAAAUCGACAGAUAUAAGAGCAGCAUAAAUCUCCUGCUCUAGCCUUCAGCAAAAAACUAAAUAAGUAUUAUUUCCCAAAACACUAAAUUAGAACAUUGUACGGUCACAUUUAAGCUGUUGGUUGUUGUCUAACAGAUGUGUUGCUCUUCUCAUCUAACUCUCAGCAAAAAAUUAUUUCAGAAAAUGGAAAACAAUUGCUUUAAGGGUGUAUUCAUAACCUGCAAAGCAUUAAAAACCUGAAUCAAGAAUCCCCAAUGUCAUUUAGGAACGUGUUAUGAUAAAAUCACAUUUCCGGUAUCAGUAAGCCGAUAAAUCGGUCAAACCCUGUUCCUGCACACUGUGUAAUCUAUCUUCUUUUCUCGUAGCCAUUCCCCAUAUUUCUGCACCUUGUCUGACAACUUUAUUCUGCAACCUUCCUGCCUCUUUGUUUUGUGUGUUGUUGUGUUGUUUUGUAAUAUUUAUACUGAACAUGUCGGAACUUGCAGAAGCACACAUCGCAGAUGUUUUUGAUAUGACGUCCCAGAGGAAAAUUUUACUGCUCAAAGCUUGCUCUUCUACAACUCAGGAGACAAAUUUGAGAUUCUCAUGUCAGCCUCAUUUUAGUUUCUAUUUUGUCUAAAGGUUUCUCAUAUGUUUCUCCUAAAAUUCACUAGGAGAAAUAGGUGAGACAGGAUAAUUAGAGGGAGUCAUACUUGAGACUUGUGGGAGAUACCUUGCUAAUCUCAAUACAGUGUGUUUAAUGGCUCCUUUAUUUCUCCUCUGGAAAAGAAAAUGAACAAUAGUGGAGCUCCUACAGAGCAAUAUGUGAGACUCACUCACAGCUCCACAUGAGCAUGACAGUCUCGGAAUCGAAUCCCGGUCUUCUGGGUGUGAGACAGCCACUCUACCCACUGAGCUAUGCCACCCUAUGCAUAUAUUAAUCUGCACACACACACCUUAUAAAUGCUGCAACAAAUAAGAAGUUGCUACGAUACAGCCUAAACAUCUUGAGACACUUAUAAUAAUAUAUGUGACUUCAAUCAUGUCACCCUCUCCUCCCACUUGACUGGAUUUAUCAUUCUAAACACCACGGAUCAUCCACUCAUAAUAUCGUGAUGGGCCUCUCUCUGGACUGCAGGACGGAAAGAUAUAGAAGAUCUUUGUACCCACAGCGAUCAGGCUUUAUAAUUCUAUAGCAAAUAGCAGAUGAGCUGACAGACAAAUGAAUUUCCCUUUUGGGAUGAAUAAAGUAAUCUGAAUCUUUAUUAAUUAAUUUAAAAAAAUAUCAUGUGGAUGACAAUAAAGUCAACAUGAUAGAUGAUUAAAAACAACCAAAACAUUGACCUGAGUCUGAGAAUUCAGUGAGCGCUUGCGGAGAUCUCUUCAUUUGUUCUCUCUGAGCUUAGUAUGAGAUGCAUGAACUGAAGCUGGGAUGAGAACAGAUUGAGUUCUUAGAGAGAGCUCUCUGAUUUCUCAGCCUGAGAUCACAAAGAGACACAAAAGUUGAGAAACUCUGAGAAUUAUAUGAGAGCUUGCUGAGAUCUCUUCUGAAACUUUAAAGGAGACUAAACUGAGAUUUAGUGCAUCUUAUUGCUCAGGAGAAAAAAAUGAGACACAGGAGAAAUAAGCCUUAGUCUCAGUUUGGUGUCACACAGAUCUCAAAGUUGUCUCGGAGAAGUAAAUGAAACAUUUUUGAGAUCUCUUUUUGAAUUUUCUUUUCCUCUGGGGUAUGAACAAACGUGUGGACAUACACAGCUGUACGUGCAUGAUGUGUGGCCCACUUAGAGUACAUGGAUGUAUGCUGAACUGGAUUUCUUUAUUGGCCCUAAAGUGCACGAGACAGAGAUGAGAAAAGAACUGGUGCACUUAAAACUCAUUUUAACAUUAAAAAUGAUUUGAAAGAAAUGUUAAAGUGAGGAAAUCAAACCAUUCCACCUCAGUGGGUGCUUUCUCCAUUGGAGCACAAGGAAAGACUUAACUAGGGUAAUCACAAAGGCUAUAUUAUAAUUUUUUUUUUAAAUAGAAAGGAUGUAUAACAAGAUGAGAUAAACUACCUGCAAGUAACACAUUGUUACUUUAGAGAGAAAUGUAUGUAAUGUAACUAAUAUUUGGAACUUUAAUUGCACUUGAAUUUUAUAUUUUAAACUGUAGGGAAAAAAUCUAAGUUACGUAUUUGUUACCUUUUUUGUGUUGUUUUGAAAUGUGCCACAUGUGGCGGCAAUAAGAGAGAAUGACAGCUGUGUCUCCUGUUAUUGCUCCCACUCUGUAGCUCACAGGCACCCCAAAAUCACUCAGUUUCAGGAGCUUCUGGCCCCAUUUACAUACAAACACAGCAAGGAAACAUUUCGACUGAAGCUUCUCAAACCCUGAGACUGUAUUCAACUAAAACGCACAGAGAAAAGGCAGUGUAAGCAGCAGGAUCCAUCAAUAAUGCCGCCACCACCACUGCAGUUUGUGUGUUUUCACUGCCCAGUCCUGCUUCAUCCCUCAAACAUGUCGUAUAGCUGCCAGAGAGAAGAAGCAUCUCCAUAAAGGCUUCUUGUAUGAUGGCAUUACAUACAUACUACAGUAUAUACACGUUUCUAAAAUGACUUCAAAUAUCUGCAUCCACCCAGAUACGCUCUAUUUCCAUUAAAUAGAAGGUAUAGUGUGUGCAUACUAUGCUUUUCUUUUAUAACCUAACCUAAGUAUUUCUGUGUCAUUCCCAUCAGUACUAAUAUGUCUAUAAAUCCUAUACCACAUACUGAAGAUGGACUCUAUAUCAGCACAAUGCAACUGGAGUUGUGUACAGAGUGACUGGAGCGUUGGUCUGAGGGUGAAUGUAGUGGCAGGAACACAGUCGGAAAAAGAGUCAUCUCCUGUCUGAGUGUCUGUGUGUCUGUAGCACUUGCAGCUUCAGCUGUAAGCCAGUGAACUUUAUCUGUGUGUCGUGCUGUUCAGAAGAUGCAAGCUUUCCCUCACAGAUGAUAGAAAUGCAUAUGUAAUAUCCCUUAUAGCUGUAAAAGCUUCUUUAGAGACUUAUUUCCUGUUACCAGUGUCACUCAUGAAAAGAGGAAGCUUCUAGUCUUUGUGCUGGGCACAAGGAAGAUGAGGAAGUGUCAGUGCUAUUUAGAGCUCAUCAAACCUUGGAGGUUUUGCGUGUUGUUGCCAUUCACUACAAUUCACACACGCUGCUGAGCACUUUUCAAGGCAGAGGUUUUUAGGUUUCCUACACUUUCUCUACACUAUGAGAAUGAACAUUUCAGAAAGUUGCAGUUUCGUUGAGAUAAGUAGUCCUUCACAUUGAAAAAUUAGUUGUUUUAUUUUUCUGGAAUCAUUACUGUCUUUGCAUGCCAUGCUAUUUUCAAGGAUGGUCUCAGAUGUUUUCUGUUUGAAGCCCACAGCCAGAAACAAGUCUCCAGUAGGCUUCAUGUCAAAUACAACCUCCAUAGUUGACAGAACAAUCUCUAACAUCCAUUUAGUAGCUGUUGUGGAGCUCCAAAUCAUAUGUUCCUUGUCAGCAGAUGGGUUUGAUCACUACAUAUAGAUGGUAAAAAAUAAUUCUGAGCAAAGUUAAGUCUUUGUAUUCGUUUAUAGUUAAACACACGACAGACUUGAUUCUUGACAGUCUCAUGAUUGUGACUAAUUAGAGACAUUUUGCAGCUGAUUGUAUUUAAAAGAUGGAUGUUGUGAUCAUGACACCACCCACUGGUUUGUGGACUUUUGUUUACUACUGGUUUGAAGCCUCAAGUUUGACAUUUGACCAUUACCUUGUUGGUCUUUUGGAACCAGACAUGAUAAGUGAGUGGUGAAGAACUCGAGCAUACUAACCACAGUGAUAUGGUAGCAAUCUGUUCAACAUAAUGAAGCCCCUCUCUAAAAAAUACCCUGUUUCUAUCUAUUUUACUCUAAAUGGGACAAUAACAAUAAUUUACAAAAUGAACAUCAUGCUGCAUUGAAAAAGGCUUGAAAUCAGUGAUUGAGACCAUAGGCAUUAAUAUAUUAGGAAAAUGUUUACUGAGGGAACAGAAUAAAUGAGAGGUACAGUCAGUUUUUCAUAGACGUCUAUACAAGCUGACUCCUCUAUGCAACCAAGAGGAGUCGCCCCCUGCUGGCUGUUAAAAGAAUACAAGUUUGAGGCACUUCUCCAUUGGCUUCACUUUCAAAUUCAGAGACUGCGCAUAUUUUUUGUACAUCCUAUGGUCAGUAGAUGUUUCUAAGGUCCUCGGAUCCAUCUCUAAUUCCAAGUGACCCAACUCCCUCUGCUAAUGAAGAUCAUGUAAGGUCAUCAAACGCUACUAAAUAGAUCAAGGGAUGAAAUUGUUUUCUUCUGGUCAACUACAGUUUCCAGUUCACUAAAGUUAAACAACCUCUUUCAUUUUUGACCUGGGUCUUGUCUGCUGUCUGCUGGAUGUAGAAAACCACCAUAAUGUCACUGAGCUCUGAAAACUUUGUGGCUUUAUACAAUUUCUGAGUGGCUAUUACUUUUUGAUUUUCUUUCGGGGGAUAGCGUCAUAUCAACUGCUAGCAAGAAUUAGAAUAGCAAGCUAGUGUAAUCUCACUCGACUGGGCCUGUUUUUAUUUCACCAAGUGGUCAAAAUCCACACACCUCGGCAGUGAAUUCCAAAUUGUAAUUACUGUUUACCUUUGAUUUGGUGCUCCAACAGUAAAUGUCCUUGAGUGUACCCUGCAAUACAGGACAUGAAAAUGAAGGUGAUGGGGUUUUCUGGUCUCUCUGAGUUGAUUUUUAUAGUGCAAUGGAAUGAAACCAUUAGUCUGAGGGAGGAAAUCGACCAAAAAGCUUUUGCUUUGGAAAACAGUCAGCAGUCGUGAGAAAUUUUAGUAAUUAAUGGGCUGAUGCAGGGAAGCCUCACAUAUGAUCCUGAGUAGCACUGAGCUGAGACUUACUGUUCAUAGUUUAGGGUUUCAUUUUAAAACCAAAAUGAGAAAUAACUGAUAAAACAAUUAGAUGUAUUUUUACAGUAAUUGGCUGAUAAUCAUCCCACUAAACUGAUGUAUUGGGAAGUAAACUCAGUGUCAGUGAGGUCUGUGUUUCUUGUCACUGGAUUGUCAUAUAAUCUCCCAGAAUAAAGCCAGUUGUAAGAUAAGGUAUUGUUCAGGCGUUGCCAAAUAGUUGCCACACAGACAUGCUACGGUACGGCCUGCUUCUUGUUCGAGGUGGUUGCUGUUCAAUAUGAGUGUUAUGAAAAAAAACUGAUAUGAAAUGCUCUAAAAUUUAUAAUUGACUGUUUGUUUUUUUUUUCCCUAAGAAUGUAUUCUAUUGUGAAUGGGUGUGUGCAUGAGAGUGUGAGAGGAGUGAAUGUGCAGUUAGGUGAGUGUUUCUGUGUGAAUUUUUGUGCUGGCUGCCUGUGAUAGAGGAAGAGACUGUGUAUGUGUGUACUUUAGUCCAUUUUGUAGAGGAUUAAUUUUAACAUUUGUGUUAGUCGGUUGUACCCAAAGAGAGAAACUGUAACGCAGUGUUGUGCCAUUGUUUGGUCCAUGAAACUCCAGUACUGAACAAAUUAAAUAAAACAGUAAUAGAAAAGCCA
Acanthochromis polyacanthus (spiny chromis) is the source of this 9287-nucleotide messenger RNA. It is a transcript of the gene scube1, whose product is annotated as signal peptide, CUB domain, EGF-like 1. Gene Ontology annotation, cellular component: cell surface. The transcript has 23 exons. Gene Ontology annotation, molecular function: calcium ion binding. The coding region runs from base 151 to 3213 and encodes 1020 amino acids. Lineage: Eukaryota; Metazoa; Chordata; Actinopteri; Pomacentridae. The record is from RefSeq and is a predicted model, not a curated record. Gene Ontology annotation, biological process: signal transduction.